Messenger RNA from Anopheles darlingi, 1322 nucleotides. RefSeq names its product alpha-N-acetylgalactosaminidase. Bases 1 to 1296 code for a protein of 431 amino acids. Gene Ontology annotation, molecular function: alpha-galactosidase activity. The transcript has 7 exons. Gene Ontology annotation, cellular component: cytoplasm. NCBI's taxonomy places the organism in Eukaryota, Metazoa, Arthropoda, Insecta, Diptera, Culicidae. Gene Ontology annotation, biological process: oligosaccharide metabolic process; glycosylceramide catabolic process; glycoside catabolic process. The record is from RefSeq and is a predicted model, not a curated record.
AUGGAAGUGAAUCGAGGCGUUACAAAGUUCCUGUUAGCCGCGUGUAUAGCGCUUUGCCGGUUUUCAGUGACGACGGUUGAAGCGCUGGAUAACGGGCUUGCACUGACGCCACCGAUGGGAUGGAUGAGCUGGGAGCGCUACCGGUGCAUUACCGAUUGCAAACGGUAUCCAGAUGAGUGCAUUAGCGAGCGAUUGUUCAAAAGAAUGGCCGAUCUGCUGGUGUCCGAGGGCUACCGAGACGCCGGUUACGAGUACGUCAACAUUGAUGACUGUUGGAUGGCCGAGGAGCGUGACGAGGAUGGCAUUUUGCAGCCUGAUAAGGAGCGGUUCCCGAACGGCAUCAAGCACCUUGCAGAUUAUAUCCACGAUCGGGGCUUAAAGUUUGGAAUUUAUCAAGACAUUGGCACGAAAACUUGUGCCGGGUAUCCGGGAAUGGUGGGCUAUUUCAAGCUGGAUGCUCAAACAUUCGCCGAUUGGGGUGUGGAUUUCAUAAAGAUUGAUGGCUGUUACGCCGAUGUCGAGCUAAUGGUAGAGGACUACAUUCGGUUUGGUAGGUAUAUGAAUGAAACGGGACGUCCGAUUCUGUACUCGUGCUCAUGGCCAGCGUAUCAAGAAUACGAUGGAAUCAUCCCCGAUUAUGAGCAACUGAAGGAAACGUGUAACAUGUGGCGCAACUGGGGCGAUAUAGAGGACUCGCAUCAAUCGGUCGUUGAGAUCACGAAGUACUUCUCUGACCAUCAAAACCGAAUCAUUCCACAUUCGGGACCAACGCACUGGAAUGAUCCUGACACGCUAAUUCUCGGCAACUAUGGGCUAAGCUACGAUCAGAGCAAAUCCCAGCUUGCCGUCUGGACCGUCUUGGCGGCGCCCCUUCUCAUAUCGAACGAUUUAUCCAAGGUGACACCGGAGGUAAAAGAUCUGCUUCUAAACCCGGAGAUCAUCGCCGCGAACCAGGACCGGCUGGGCAUACAGGGACGUCUGGUCAAAAAGGUCGACAAGAUAGAGAUCUGGAAGCGGCCGAUUCUACCGAAGAUCGGAUCGGAGCUGACGCAAGUUGUCGCCUUUGUAAGCCGUCGAGCUGACGGUGCUCCGUAUGCGGUUAAAGUUGAUCUCCGGACCGACGUUGGUCUCAAUAGUACGAUCGUGAGGGCCUACAAAGUCUACGACCUGUUCGAGACGAAAGGGAAACCAUCGUACGUGCGCGUUAAGGACCACUUCGAAACUCGCAUCAAUCCGACCGGUGCGAACCUGUACCGCUUCGUACCCAUCGUCAGUACGGACUUUAUCCGCUAUUGAUGCGCUCCUCUCGAGAAGUUGUGCUU